AUGGCUUUCGGAACGGUUUUCUGUCCCACACAACAGCAAACCAUUCAUGUGAUACUGCUAACAUUCACAAUUUUUGGAUUUAUUCCGUUUAAGAUUGAUUCUGGGAGUCUGAGAGUUUGUCACAGUCAACGCAAUAGAAGUUUAUUCACUUUCAAGUGGAUAAUUGGAACUAGUGUUUUCUAUACCGCGGAAAUAAUCGUUGCGAUAAUUUUUCACGAAAGUGUGUUUUUCAGUGGUUUUGUUGUUGGCUGGAUUAACGACAUGCUGAAAUAUAGCAGCGAAGUGCUGGCAAUAUACGUCACUAUAGUGGAAGUAAUUUCGCAGAAAAAUACUCAGCUGCAAAUUUUUGAACGCCUUGCCGAAUUUGGAACUGAUAGAUCUCAUGUCGGCAUACUUAAUGUACAACAAUAUUCGAAAUUUUGUAAACAGUAUUCAAUAAAAUUUUUCAUGUAUGUUGGAGUCACACUGAUCAUGGAAUUAAAGUUAGUCAUCGGUGUCAUGUCUUACAAUAGGCAAUGGGUGAACAUUUGGAGUUUUUCAAUCUUCGUUCUGGCAUUCGGAAGACUGCGCAGUUUGUAUUUCAUCUUCUACAUAGAUCUUAUACGGGCACAACUAACUUCUGUUCGAGAACGCCUAACGGAACUCGUCGCACUCAUGCAUUGGGCAAAGACUUUCUCCCGACACAGUAACGAGUAUUAUCAAACUGUUGAUGAAGUUUCGAAAACACUUUUAUUUUUGAAAAAUUGCUAUGGUGAAAUUUGGCUCAUGACGAUGAAUGUGAAUAGUGUUAUAGGUUGGAGUAUGUGUUUCAACCUGUUAAGUAGCUUUGUGCAAGUGUCCUGCGACAUGUACUGGUUCUAUCUCACCAUCCAUGACAAAGCAGUAGAUGGAUACGAAGAGUUGUUCCUGAGUAUGUGUCCAUCACCCAUCAUGGCAGUCAUGCUACUUUACUCUGCUGAAGCCUGUUUGGACGUGGCUGACUCGAUGGGACCGCUGUUGCAUGAAAUUCCCAAGUGUGGCAGUGUAAAACUAUACAAUAUCGUGUACAGAUUUUCGAACCAUAUUUCUCAACAUCCGAUCAGAUUCUCAGCGCAUAGUUUGACAGAGAUUAACUACAAGUUACUAAAAUUGCUCAUCACUGGAAUUACAACCUACAUGCUAAUAUUUAUUCCUUUUUCGUCGAACAUCCCAAACGUCGGUGGAUCAGACGCAACUCAAGUGACCGCACCACCGUGUGCCAUCCGCGGGGGAGGCCCCCCCGGGAUGUUGACCACGGCACCACCCUCCAACAACACAGCCUCGCCAACCGGAACCCGGCGACCGAUCUACACCCAUCCGACACAUGACACCAUCCUUACGGACCAUCCGUCAGCUGAUGUCCCACUGGAAUGCGGACUGCGGCCCCAGCGGAACUCUAUCUGCCAGUACGACCAGGACCAAGAACCGAAGACCAGGACCACUUAA
Messenger RNA from Malaya genurostris, 1464 nucleotides. RefSeq lists its product as uncharacterized. Gene Ontology annotation, biological process: sensory perception of taste. Gene Ontology annotation, cellular component: neuronal cell body; dendrite; membrane. The record is from RefSeq and is a predicted model, not a curated record. The transcript is spliced from 5 exons. NCBI's taxonomy places the organism in Eukaryota, Metazoa, Arthropoda, Insecta, Diptera, Culicidae. Bases 1 to 1464 code for a protein of 487 amino acids.